This is a messenger RNA of Nothobranchius furzeri (turquoise killifish), 979 nucleotides long. RefSeq names its product glutathione S-transferase theta 2 (gene gstt2). Gene Ontology annotation, molecular function: glutathione transferase activity. NCBI's taxonomy places the organism in Eukaryota, Metazoa, Chordata, Actinopteri, Cyprinodontiformes, Nothobranchiidae. Gene Ontology annotation, biological process: glutathione metabolic process. The record is from RefSeq and is a predicted model, not a curated record. Gene Ontology annotation, cellular component: cytoplasm.
GCAGCUGACCAAACGCAGCGGACUCCGGAGGAAGAACAAGGGUUUUUAUGGUUUUUACCGAGUAAGUUGGUUGGUGUUUCCUCCCGGCUAGCUGUUUCUGAUGGGCUCCAUCUCCAUGGCAACGGGCCGGCCGGUGCAGGUGUACCUGGACCUGCUGUCUCAGCCCUGCAGGGCGGUCUACAUCCUGCUCACCUGUACCAAGAUCCCGCACAAAGUCCACGCCGUGGCGCUGAGGAAAGGAGAACAUCGAACUCCAGAAUUUACAAACAUGAACUUGAUGCAGAAGGUCCCAGUUCUGGUGGACAGUGGUUUCAUCCUUACUGAAAGCGAUGCCAUUCUGAAGUACCUGGCAACGCAGUACGAUGUCCCUGAGCACUGGUAUCCACGGCAACCACAGCAGCGGGCCCGUGUGGACGAGUACACGGCCUGGCAUCACACAAACACACGUGCACACGCCGCUAAAGUUUUCAUACUGGAGGUGUUGCUGCCCAGGCACAUGGGCUCAGCGGUGGACAAGGUGGCUUUGAACAAUGCACUUUCAAACCUCAAAAACACGCUGGACAAACUGGAGACCAUGUUCCUUCGCCGGCAGCCAUUCCUCUGUGGCGAUGACAUCACUGUGGCUGAUCUGCUGGCCAUCUGUGAGCUCAUGCAGCCUCUAGGAGCCGGGCGGGACAUCCUGAAGGACCACCCACAGCUGCAGCGCUGGAGGAGCCGCGUCCAAUCAGCUGUUGGCAAGUCAUUUGAUGAAGCACAUGCCGUGCUCUACGCCGUAAGAGACCGCCGCCAAGCCAAAAUGUGAUGUCAGAGGGGGCGGAGCCUCUCAGUCAGAAAGAAAUGAUAGUUAAACAUCAUUCAUCCUCCCACCCUGAAGAAUCAGCUGGGUUCUAAUCCAGUCGGCAAUCUUUAACACCUUUAAUUGCACUUAAUGCACUUUUAAAAGUCGUAACAAAAAUAGAAAUAAAUCUGCAAAUUCUCA